This is a messenger RNA of Fusarium graminearum PH-1, 2451 nucleotides long. RefSeq lists its product as uncharacterized. The coding region runs from base 1 to 2451 and encodes 816 amino acids. Gene Ontology annotation, biological process: carbohydrate metabolic process. Lineage: Eukaryota; Fungi; Ascomycota; Sordariomycetes; Hypocreales; Nectriaceae. The record is from RefSeq and is a predicted model, not a curated record. The transcript has a single exon.
AUGGCUGCCGAAACUGUUGACACGUCAUGGAUGUGGCAUCCCAGAUUCCAUGAGAAUGAUCCUGAAACCGCUGGACGUUUUGUUCAUUUCCGGAAAACGCUUUUUGUCGACAGACAGAUACCGACAGCUCUUAUAAUUAGCAUUACCGCUGAUACACGCUAUAGGUUAUACAUCAACAAGAAAUUAGUGGCAUUUGGGCCUGUCAAAGGUGAUGCCGCUCUGUGGUUCUAUGAUGAGGUCGACAUCAGUCCGUAUCUGCACCAGGGACAUAACCAAAUAGCGAUCCAUGUCUUGCGACUCUUCCACGGAACUUCAUACGGCACCAGCUUUCCAAGACUGGGAUCUGGCGGUGUUCGGAUUAAAGCAACUAUCGACGAUACCUUCUGGUCUUCGGAGCUUUGCAGCAGUGCUUUGUGGCAAACGGCUGUCGAUCAGUUUGUGUCGCUUCCCAUUGAUCAAGCCGAAGAUGACUUCCUUCAUAUUUACGAAAACGUCUCGAGAGGAGAGAUGGAUGUACCUUCCUUGGUGUGGACUUCGGCUAGUUUGUUGCAAUACCAGAACUCGACAGGUGUGACAGCGCCAUGGAAGUUAUCGCCCCGUCUUACCCCUCAUAUGAAGACCUGCAAGUCUCAGUUCAAGGCCAUUCACAAUGUCGAGAGCCUAUUGCCCUCUGAAGUUUGGGAAAGAAACUUGACCGAUCUUGAUGAUCAAUGUUGUGCUCUGCAACUCGCAGCCGGCACCACGCACCAGCUAGACCUGGAGGCUCAGACUCAUACCACUGCCUUCAUUCGUUUUCGAUUCAAACGUCCCGAACAUCCAGGCGCCAAAAUGAUGGUUACGUACUCGGAAAGCUAUGAAGACACCCCGGUGCUAAUCCCGUACCUCCGUCGGAAGGGGAUUAGGACCGAUAUAACAAAGUCUUUGAUCGGACCGCAAGACAUUUACAACUUCCAAGGCCAAGAAGGGAACUUGCGUUUAGGUUACUAUGAGGGCGAGGAUGAAGAGGAGGUCUAUAUGCCUUUCCAUUGGAGAACUUUCAGAUUUCUGAGACUUCGCAUAUGGGCGGGCUCUUCUGGCCUGACGUUACGUGGAAUUGAUAUUGAGACGGUCAAUUAUCCUCUCAAGGUACUCUCAGAUAUUAGUACCGGGCCGAACGAUACAGAUGUUAAGGCUCUGUACGAUACAAGCAUACGAACACUGCAAAACUGCAUGCACGACUGCUACGAGGAUUGUCCAUUCUACGAGCAACUUCAGUACGCUAUGGAUACACGGAGUUCGUGUCUGUUCACAUACUAUGUUUCUGGUGAUGAUCGUCUGGCCAGACAGGCGAUAACACAGCUCCACAACUCUUUUCAACCUCGCAUCGGACUUACAGCAAGCCGAGCCCCUUCAAGCCAACUCCAAAUUAUCCCUAGCUUUUCCCUUUAUUGGAUAUGCAUGGUACAUGACCAUUUCACCUUUCACAAUGACAUUGAAUUCAUCCGGCCUUUUCUUCCUGUUGUUGAUGCUGUCCUCAAUUUCUUUCACUCUCGCAUCCAAGAACAGACCGAUCUGGUAGCUCUGAGGAACGAAGAGGGUAUUUGGAACUUCCAUGACUGGGCGGAACAGUGGCGGCCGUAUGGAAUUCCUCCAUCGGUACAAAGGUCAGGUAUCUCGACUUAUGUCAAUAGUCUCUACUCGUAUACCUUGGAAUUGGCUUCCGGAUUACAAAUACCUUGUGCUAAUCGACCUUGUCUGGCCAGCGAAUAUAUCCAACGGGCGAGACACAUUACAAAGGCGCUAAGAACGCACUGCUUUGACGGACGCUACUUCACCGACAGCCUGGCCUCUGAAUCAGAUCAAAAGACUGACAUCAGCCAGCACAGCCAGAUUUGGGCGGUUCUUAGUGGUGCUGCAAGUGGUCCGGCUGCACAAGCCCUGCUCAAUGACGUACUGCGAGACGGAGAGGACUCGCUGGUCAGAACGUCGAUAUCGAUGUCAUUCUACACGCUGCGCGCUAUGAGUAUCGCUGGAGGAAACCUGUACUGCGACAUGUAUGCCAAGUUUUGGCAGCCAUGGCGUGACCAACUGGCUCUCAAUGUGACAACGUGGGAAGAAGACGACGUUUCACAUCGCUCAGACUGUCACGCUUGGGGCAGCGCUCCCAUUUAUGCAUUCUUGGCAGAUGUAGCGGGCAUCAAGCCUGCAAAGCCUGGCUGGGACCAGAUAACGUUCGCGCCUCGACUGAGCUUAUAUUCUUCUUUCAAGGCAAAUGUGCCUUUCCAUAGAAGGGGGAAACUUGGAUUGGCAAAGGUUUCGUGGAGCUCCUCAAAUGAUGAAGUACUGGUUGAGUUGCGUAUUGAGGGAUUAGCUGGGCCAGUCUCGGUGUGUGUACAACUCCCUGGGGAGUUGGAAAAGGUGAUGGAUAGCUCUGACAAGAUGACAUUUUGUUGCGCGCCAGUAAGAAAGUAA